Molecule: messenger RNA, 1860 nt
Organism: Suillus plorans
Lineage: Eukaryota; Fungi; Basidiomycota; Agaricomycetes; Boletales; Suillaceae
Exons: 2
Coding region: 1-1860 (619 amino acids)
Source: RefSeq, a predicted model, not a curated record
AUGCCAAACUCACAGCCCCUGCGAAAACCUUCUAUCCUCUCUCGAAUAGGGGCUCGUAUCGAUGACCGUCCUCAUUCACACUAUUUUAAACAAAGAGAAGAGACUCGUCUCAGACCUCUGGGAGACAAUUAUAAGGGAACAACAGGUCACGCUGGUCGUCAUCCUCAAGCCAAGCAGCAUCUGCCGGACUCUUCCUUCAUCGAUCGUGUACCUGCUACUCGCCAACCUACGACUUUUGCACCAGAUACAGUCACACAGGAACGGAACAACCAUGCAUAUGCAAUCUUAGCGACUGUGUCCAUCUCGGGAUCUUCCCCUGGGUCCGAUAUAAAGCCCAUGUCCAUUGACGAUGCCCCUCUAUAUUCUACGCGGUUUCGGAAAAGGAGCUCUAAAAUGUCUCUUGAACCUUCCCCAUUGACAGGCACCUAUCGCAACGUUUCGUCUCAGAUAUCGGUUGAUUCAUUUUCUCCGAAUGUUGAUCAAAGCGCCCAGCAUAGGGCUUCAUCCCGUAUGUCGGUUGAUGUUCCUUCUGCCUGUCAGAUCAAAUGGUCAUCAGACCGGAUGGUGAUCGACGAGAUCCAGCACCGCUAUCCUACACAGAAUCUCCCACAGAAAGUGUACAGUCACUGUGCUCUCUCAUUUAUUGCUCGCCCGACUGUCUCGCCAUGUUCUCGCAAUACUUCGGUACAUUCCCCACGAGAACAUACCCUCGCGUCGAGUGUUUGGCCACCCACAUCCUUUUCAUCACGACAUAUAUCUUUAUCGCACGGUAGAGGCUCCCCUUACGGAGAAGCGAAUUCGGCGUCGGUGCCUCCGUCGCGAUCAUUAUCCAUGCAACAUGGGCGUGACAAGGAAAGUCAAGUCCUUCCCCCAACAAGAUCCCCUCCUUGCCCACGCACAUCACCGCCGCCUCCUAGCCUGAUCGCCAGCUCCCUUUCACACCCUUGGGGUCGCUCAGAAUUCUCACCAGCUGCACCUCCCGGAAUAUUCUCCACAAAACACGGGACUCUGGUUUUAGGGGAGGGGAAUAGAUCGCCUCCCACGAAUCUAGAUGCUGUUCAGCGUCAGUACCCUACCAGUAGGAGUCGUGUUCGUGCACGGAGAUCAUCCUCAGGGGACAACGCCAGUUACAAGCGUCGUUGUAUCAGACAAGAUAGCCAGCCUAUUGCCCUUCUCUUCAUUGAUUCUCAUUCAACAUGCAACACGUCUCCACAAUCGCCUCAUCCGCUCUCCCCUAUCAAUGAGGCUUGGCUCCCGCCUAUGGAGAAGCAACUGGAAAUGGCCCACGAGUCACAGCUGAAAGCCAGGUUCAGGAAAUUCAAAGCUAUCAUCGGUGGGGCUGUAGACGAAAUCAAGGAGGAAAUUGUGCUUUAUCAUAAGGACCAUCGAAAGCAUAAAGGUGCACGCACGAACACCAACUCGGAGCCUUUUUCAGGAGUUCCGGACUACCUGAGGUCUUUAGAGCGUUACGACCCACUGGAAACCACAGAUACAUCCCGAUCUCAACUACGGACCAUUGAGAAGGAUAUUGACAAUAUCGCUCAAACGUGGACGAAGCUUGCGCUGUGCGAUUCUCCAACGGCAUUGGGAGGGGAUGCCAGUGAUGGGCUCCUUUCGGGCGAAGUACCCUAUCUUUCCUUGUCUCUCCCAAGAAUCAACGAGCCUCCCAUGAACCAAAGCAGAUCGCCACCCGUUCGUAGGACUGCUGAUCUUGGCGCAGUCACACAGGUUCAGAGUGAAGUCGAUAUAUACAUGGGAGAUGUCGUGAGCUUAGCUGCUCCCCCGUUUCGCCGACGCAGGACUGUGGAUGCCUUCAAUGCCAACGGAGUGGUCAUACCUCGACUCCCUAAAUCAUUAUAG